This is a messenger RNA of Colletotrichum navitas, 1514 nucleotides long. Its product is annotated as uracil-DNA glycosylase-like protein. Gene Ontology annotation, biological process: base-excision repair, AP site formation. Bases 273 to 1415 code for a protein of 380 amino acids. NCBI's taxonomy places the organism in Eukaryota, Fungi, Ascomycota, Sordariomycetes, Glomerellales, Glomerellaceae. Gene Ontology annotation, molecular function: pyrimidine-specific mismatch base pair DNA N-glycosylase activity; uracil DNA N-glycosylase activity. The record is from RefSeq and is a predicted model, not a curated record. The transcript has a single exon.
CCUGACUAGGUAGGUGGUUAAACCUGGGUGCGGUGGCAACUUUAGCUGGUGGCGGAAAAGAUAUCCUGCCCAGAUACGGAGUAUCUCACCUAGUAAACUCAAUUUUCAGUUAGCCUCAAACACGCAAACCAAUCCCCCAUCCCAAGACCGUUGGUUGCUUCGCCGUCUGGAGCCUAGGUACGCUACGCUGUCGGGACGGCAGCCCUACUUUGGUCUUUUACCUCCCACCAAAGUCGCCCCGGAGAGUGAAUCUCGAGUUGAGACUCAAAGUCAUGGAGUCCCCGUUCUUUGACCGAGAGCCCAAGCCCCAGGCCGCAAGCUUUCGAGGGCGCCUGCAGCUGCAGGACUACAUGUUCAAUGCGACGACGUCCGCGCCACCUGGAGGGGAAGCAGUCGGAACACCCGCGACAGCCGCAAGUCCAGGUCUCCCACCAUCCCCGACGCCGCUUCGCCGCACUCCUCGGAAGUUAACCCCACUCGGGCCCGUCCCAUCUCCGAACCGCGUUAGCAAGCACCGCAACGCCUCCGGCAGGAACAACAGCAACAGCGCCGCCGCCGCCGCCGCCGCCGUCAUCAAACCCGCGGCAUCAACGCCGGAGCCCUCCCAGAAGACGCCUCCGCCCCCGGCCUCCGGCGUCCUCUCGUCCAACCCCGAGUCCCCGGGCUCGGACUCCAUUGACCUCGCCCUCGUCCCAGCAAACACCACCCCGCCCGCCAGGAACGCCAAGCCGAAACGCAGGCGGAAAGCGGCAGGCUACGCUCCGCCCUCGACCUACGCCCACCUCCCAUACCUGACGGACAUCCUUUCCCCCGGUCUCCUGGUCCUCUUCGUGGGCCUGAACCCGGGCCUCCGCACCGCCGCCCUCGGCCACGUUUACGCCCACCCCUCCAACCUCUUCUGGAAGCUCCUCCACUCGUCGGGCAUCACCCCGCGCCUGUGCGCGCCCACCGAGGACCGCGAUCUGCCGCGGCUCUACGGCCUGGGGAACACAAACAUCGUCGCCCGCCCGAGCCGCAACGGCGCGGAGUUGUCCAAGGCGGAGAUGGACGAGGGCGUGGAUGUGCUCGAGGACAAGGUCCGGGGGUGCCGGCCCGAGGUGGUCUGCAUCGUCGGCAAGGGCAUCUGGGAGAGCAUCUGGCGGGUGCGGCGCGGGAGGGGGAUCCGGAAAGAGGAGUUCCGGUACGGAUGGCAGGACGAGAGGGAGAACAUGGGUGUCGUCGUCGCCGCGACAGGGGGAGAGGCGGCCGCCGACGGUGCGUCGCCGACGGCUUGGGCAGGGGCCAGGGUGUUUGUGGCGACGAGCACGAGCGGGCUGGCCGCUACGCUUCGCCCGGCGGAGAAGGAGAAGAUUUGGAGGGAGCUGGGGGAGUGGUGUGAGAGGAGGCGGGCUGAGAGAGGUGCAGAGGCGUCGUGAGCAUUACGCAGAGUGCUUGAUCAUUCACGAAAAGAGCGUGGGUUGAGCAAUUACCCAAGAGCUUACAGCCGUCAUGGGACGAAUCACUAUCGAUACAAC